This is a messenger RNA of Oppia nitens, 1081 nucleotides long. Its product is annotated as apolipoprotein D-like. The transcript is spliced from 5 exons. Gene Ontology annotation, molecular function: pigment binding. Bases 419 to 1030 code for a protein of 203 amino acids. The record is from RefSeq and is a predicted model, not a curated record. Lineage: Eukaryota; Metazoa; Arthropoda; Arachnida; Sarcoptiformes; Oppiidae.
CUUUAUUACAUUGAAAUCACAGAAUUAUAAUUUUAUUAUAAUAACUAUUUGUAUGUCCUUUAAUGGGACGGUUGGUUAGUUAGUUAGUUAGGUGGGGGACAGGUAUUGAUUUAUUUUGCACUGUAUUUAAACACAACAAAUGUUGACGGAUGACUAUUGCAAGUAAUUUAUUAGCUAUUUAACGCUAAUUUAAGUGAUUGUAUUGUAUUGUAUUGAAUAUUUAAAUACUAUUUACUUAACAUAGUUUAUUAAUGUGUGUUUGAGUUUUGUAUAUUUGAUUUGUCCAUUAGUGUUAGAAAAGUGAAAGUUUGCAAAAAAAACAAAAAAAAAUUGUUAAAUAAGUACUUUUUGUUUUAAUAGCCAUAAAAGUUUAAUAAAGUUUUUAUUUUCUGUAAAAGUGUUAUUAUUAUUAUAAAUUAUGGCAAAACAAUUAUCAAAAAUUAUGACCAAUUGGUACACAACGGUUAUAUUGUUGUCGUUGUCGGUAUCGUUAGUGGUCAGUGACUGUCCAGAAGUCAAAACUGUGGACAACUUUGACGUCAAUCGGUAUAUGGGAAAGUGGUAUGAAAUCAUGAAAUAUCCGAUGUUAUGGGAAACCGGACUAAAAUGUGUGACCCAAACACUAAUGGCUAACUCUAAUGGCACCUUAAGUGUCAAAAAUGCCGGUGUCUAUAAACUCAUUGAUUAUCCAGUAAGUAUAACUGGACUGGCUAUAUCAAACUAUACUGAUCCAGCUAAAUUAACUGUCGAAUUUAAGCCAUUUCCCUAUUACACCAGUAGAUCUAAGCUAUGGAUACUUGAAACCGAUUACUCAAACUAUGCAUUGGCCUAUUCGUGUAUUAAUCCACCUUUUGUACCCUUUAAUAUAGAAAAUGCAUGGAUAUUGAGCCGCAAACCAAACCUAAACCCACAAAUUGUUGAGCUAUUAAGGGAGCGAUUGAAUUCAAUUAAUAGUCCCAGUUAUUUGUUAUAUAGUACCGAUCAAAGUAAUUGUCCCAAAACUUCUAAUACCGAUCAAAAUGAACCUUAAAUUGAUUUUUUUUGGGUGUUAUUAUCAAUAUUUUUUUUUAAAUAAUAAUUA